This is a messenger RNA of Alosa alosa (allis shad), 5010 nucleotides long. Its product is annotated as PH and SEC7 domain-containing protein 2. The record is from RefSeq and is a predicted model, not a curated record. NCBI's taxonomy places the organism in Eukaryota, Metazoa, Chordata, Actinopteri, Clupeiformes, Clupeidae. Bases 700 to 4266 code for a protein of 1188 amino acids. The transcript is spliced from 18 exons. Gene Ontology annotation, molecular function: guanyl-nucleotide exchange factor activity. Gene Ontology annotation, biological process: regulation of ARF protein signal transduction.
UCACCGAUACGAUAUUUGAUCCGGUGUGUCUACGAUCCAUAUCAGAGUAACCGGAGUAGGCUAGAACCAAACAUUAGGGCCUGGAUGAAGGAAAGAGGAAGGUUCUUGUGAGUUUGCAGGUGUCUCUCCUUUGACACUUGGCGCGCGAAAAGGACAGCGCAUGCUGGGUUUGUUAUGAUGAUUCCACUACUGAGCUACUGAGCUGAGGCUGCCGAGCAGCACCUGCUGCCCUCUUAAGGAGUUUCGGGAAGACAUUUGGUGUGCAGUUGGCCGUGUAGGAUGCGCACCUAAACGUGGCUUUGACUUAAAUAUCAGAGUGGAAGUGAGAAGUGAACAUCACCACAGGAAGCUGAAGGCAACAUGGACCCGGAUGUUGGUUAGAUGAUUAUCUCGCAGUGGAGGUUUGUCAUUUGUGGUCAGGAAGUUCAAAUGCACUCCUGCAUUUCAGCAAAAAAACGCACAUUGCAAAGCACAUCCGUUCAGGCUGAAGAGCACGGUGGUUCCUGACAGAUAAUCUUAAUGUUUAAGGGCAGUUUUGACGGUACAGUGACUAAUAGUGCUGCAGUAAGUGUUGAAAUAGCUUAUUUUUUCACCUCCAAAGCCUGGAUGUUGCUACUGUGGCGUUCAGCGGAUAUCAGAAUGAACGCCCCUGUCACCACCCACGAGUGAAACUGAACUGAACUGACGCCAAGAGUCAAGAUGGAGGAGGAAGCGAAUGGUCUUCUUUAUGCUGGGUUUCAGAGCGUCAUCCCCAGUAUUUUGGAUGAAGGGAGUUCCAUAGACCUGUGUGGGGACAGAAGCCUUCAUUCUGGGAUGGGACCCAUGCCCUGUGACGAGCCCGAGUCUUUCGCCGCUUACCCCAUCACCCAUCCCGCUGUGCCGCUCUCCUUCGCCACGGUCCAAUGGGAAGUGCCCACCACCCCCACGGACCUCCCCUCGCCAAUGACGGACAGCAGCUCUGUGGACGAGCUGAGCUGCAGUGAUGGAGUCAGUCCAGACUGGGUGGUUAACCCUCUUUCUAUGGUCCCAUCAACACCCACAGACUCUGUGUCGACUGACAACAUGCUGCCAGUGCCUGAUGGUAAUGAGGUCAAGUUACCAAAGUCGGUGACGUUGUCAGAGCAGCGCACUGAUUCCGACCAACAGGCCAGUGAUUCUGUGGAGGCGGAUCUGAUGAUAUCUCUGAUGGUGACAGGUGAUAAGGAAGACCUGUCUCUGUCUGCUGAUGGAGAGAUAAGUCAGCCUGAAGAGCCCACAGUGGAGGAGAUGGCCCCAGCAGAGGCAGAGGCGAGCACUGAGACAUCCGACAUCCCAGAAAGCAGCAGUGGUCAUCCAGAGACUCCUGGAAAAGAGGAGGAGAAGAAGGAGGAGGAGGUGGAGGAGCACCAGCCCCUCCCAGUGACCAUAACAGACACGGAGCAGGAGGAGCAGGAGCUGAGCUGCUGCACAGAUGGAGGAAGUGAUGGCGAGACACUGGAGGUGGUGGAUGAGAAGGAGACCAUGUGGAGUGACUUGGCUAAAGAUGAAGAAUGUGUGUGGUGGACAAACAGCAGUUUGUGCUAUGAUGACAAGGACACAGUAGGGGAGCCGACUGCAGUGACCCAGCAGAGCACAGACUCAGAGGAAAUACCACUGUCAGGGGAAGACGAACGGUGUGACCCUGACGAGGACCCCACGUCUGCGGACCAGAUGACGCUGCCUGAGCCCACCGAGGCCCAGGACUGCCUCCAGCCCCCAGGAAGCGACUCAGACGGCGGGGAGGAUUCGUCACAGCCACACGGUGACCACGUGGAGCAAGAGGAACGUCCAGAGACAGGAGAGGAGCCCCAGCCGGAGAGCUUCAGCGACCCAGGGGAGACCUCAGCAUGUGAGGAGGGGUCAGAAGGGUCGAACGAGGGGGAGAUGUCAGAGGUCACUCAGCUGAUGCAUGAAGCCGCAUCGUCUGCACCAACUGAGGAGGUGACUGAGGAGCCAUUAGGGGAUACUACAGAAGCUGAAAGGACUGAGACCAGUCAGACCUCUGAAUGUGUAAAAGGUGGAGACCUGGAGGAAACAGAUCAGUGUUUAGAAAAGACAGAGGCGCUGAAGUGUUUGGUUGACGAGCCAAAGGUGGAGAACUUGGAAGCUGAGGAGCAGCAACAGCAGCAACAAGCCUCUUUAGAUUCCGAGGAGACAGAACCGUCUCUGUGUACAAUGGAAUCAGAACCCUCAGAGACAGAACAAGCGACACCACAGGCGGAACACACGGACAAGACAUUGAAAGGUGGACUCUCCGAUAAGACACAGCAUCCUGAGGAGGCUGAUAUGGAGGACUCUGAUAUGACCAAAUUGAUAGAACAGCCAGAUGAGCCUCAGGGGGUAGAGUCAGCUGAGACAAGUCAAGCUGAAGAGUCAGCUGAGACAAACCCCACAGAACAGACAACACAGACUGAAACUAAAGAGUCAACUGAGAGCGAAAUAACAGAUGAAUCGGAACAGGCUCCAAUGGAUCAGUCAGGAGAAGCUGUUCAAACAGACAACUGUCCGGAACAAUCCGAAACCAAACAACUAGAGGAGGAGCACCUCGAGACAACAGAGGCGUCACAACAGACUGAAGGAACAGAGCAGCCUGAAUGUGCUCAAUCUAGCGCACACAAACAGACACCGACAGAGCAGCCUGCGAGUGUGACGGAGGGAGAGGACUCAUUAGAGAGGCAUAUGGAGGAGACGACGGAGCAGUUGGAGGGACAGAUGCAGGAGACAGGGGAUUCGGAGGAGGAGGAGGAGGAGAAGGAGGAGGCAGUGGCGGCAGAGCCGUACAUGAACGGAGGGGCGGUAGACAGAGAUGAGGCGCGCAGGCUGGCGGAGAAGCUCUUCAGGCUGGAGGGCAUUCACCGCACAGAUGUGGUCCGACAUCUGGACAAAGAUAAUGAUUUCAGCCGUGCUGUUGGAGAGGAGUAUCUGAAGUUCUUUGACUUCACGGGUCAAACUCUGGACCAGGCUUUGAGGUCUUUCCUGAAAGUGGUGGUGCUGAUCGGUGAGACGCAGGAGCGGGAAAGGGUUCUACAGCGUUUCUCCAGCCGCCUCCAGGAGUGUAAUCCACACGCCUUCCCCUCGGCAGGUGCAGUUCUGACUCUCACCUGUGCUAUGAUGCUUCUGAACAGUGAUCUUCAUGGACAGAAUGUGGGUAAAGCCAUGUCACAGUCCAACUUUGUGUCCAAUCUGGAUGGGAUGAACGACGGGGAAAACUUCAAUAAAGAUGUGCUAAAGGGCCUGUACAACUCUAUCAAGAAUGAGCCUUUGGAGUGGGCAGUAGAUGAGAAAGAGCUGCAGAGCUCCAUGAUGUUACCGGAGGAUGCGGCUACUGACCCAGCGAUGCGCUCCAAAGGCAACCCCUUCCUGAGUGUCCCCCAUGACAAGAAGGCCACCGUCUUCCACAAGGGCUUCCUCAAACGCAAGGCUCACGCCGACAUCGACGGCAAACGCACCCCUUGGGGAAAGAGAAGCUGGAAGACCUUCUAUGCUGUGCUGAAGGGGAUGGUCCUGUAUUUACAGAAGGAUGACUACAGUUCAGACUGGCACAGCUCAGAGGAGGUGGUCAGCGUGCACCACGCACUGGCGGAGCGAGCCGUGGACUACACUAAGCGGCCGUAUGUCUUUCGGCUGCAGACGGCCGACUGGAGAGUUUUCCUGUUUGAAGCUGCUUCCACAGAGCAGCUGAGCUCCUGGAUUGGUAGGAUAAACCUGGUGUCGGCCCUGUACUCCUCCCCUCCGUUCCCGGCAGCGGUGGGCUCUCAGCGGAAGUUCUCCCGACCCAUUCUACCCGCAUCACAGUCCUCUCUUCCCCUGGACAAGCAGCUGCAGUCCCAUGCUUCCAUGCUGCAGUCCUUCCAGGAGGACCUGGCCGCGCUGCAGCAGAGCCUGUCCGAGGGACGCAAGCCCAAAGCCAGGGAGCUGGAGGAGUACAAGGUCAAAGAGGAGUACCUCCAGCAUGAGAGAUGCCGGUAUGAGGUGUACGUUCAGAUGCUGGAGGCCUGGGGCAGCCUGAAGCGCACCUCCAAGUCCGAGGUCACUGCUGACGACCUGGGCCUGUUUGACCGCCAGGUGUGCAAGGACGCCCAGGAGGAGGAGGAGGACGAGGCGGACGGCGGGAUGAAGAGGUCCCACUCAAGCCCCUCGCUGGAGCUAGAGACGGCACCGCCACCCAUCAUCAAGGUCCGGCGCAACAUCUCGGAGAGGCGCACCUACCGCAAGAUCAUCAUCCCACGACGGAACCGUGAGCUCUAAUGACAGCGGAGACAGGAAGUGAGACUGCAUGUUCCAGUUUCGAACGUUUUUUUUCAUUUCACUGCUGCGAGUUUAAACCACAGACUGUACAAAUGAAGAUUUAAACCUGUAACGUGUUGCUAACUGUACUGUGAGCUCAUCUGCUGUUUGAGCAAACAGGAACAUGACUUCAUGGCCAGUCUCGGAACACCCGGGGCAGGAGCCGACGCAGGAAACCACUGGGGGGGGAAAGACACGCUUACCAAAACCACAGCACUGAGCCGCCACAUGCACAUGAGUAUGUGGAGGACCGUACAUAAACAUGCAGAGUAUGUGGUGCGCAGCACACCCACGCCAUGCAGUGGGGGUGUGUAAGGCUGGAAACUGUGCAUCGCAGUGACUAUGUUAAGGAGGUAUGUGCCAGAAGUCUGUACGUCUAAUGGAAGGUGUAUCGGGCACCCCUCUCACAAGGGUUGUCAAUGCCAAAAUGUCUAUUUACACUCAGGGAAAUGUUAUUCAAGGUCAAUAUUGUUUUACUCAUUUCAAAGAUUUUUUUUGAUGAGCACUUUUCCUACAUGGUUAUUCCAAACAGUGUUUUGUGCAUUUUAUGCAUUUGUGUUCAUAGACAUCUUGAUGUUUGUAAUGUUCUUCAAAAUAUAUGAUGGACCUCACCCUGACAGCCCUUAUUAUUUAUUUGCUUUGAAAAAGAGGUUGUGUAAAGUCUAAAAUAUGUUGUGUAUAUUUGCAAUAAACUAUUCAUUUGUG